UUACUAUUACAAUGGCAACUGCAGUCAAACCUCAUUGACUGCUUGAAUGAGGAGAGAACCAGAUUCAUAUUGAAUGUUCAAUGUAACCAGUAAUUAAUAACUCUACUGCGUCCUCUUUGAUUCCUUGAUUUUUCCAACAGUAAAUUUGUUUUAAAUUUACAACAGUAAAUUUGCUGCAGAUAAGGCAGACUUUAGUCUUGUACAACAGUAAACUUGUUUUCCUUUUUCGUAUUGUUCCUUUCACUCUUCUGCUCCCCUACUGCAUCUCUCUCUCUCUCUCUCUCUCUCUCUCUCUCACUCUCUCUCUCUCUCUCUCUUUCUCUCUCACAGACCACACCACCAUUUAUUCACCUCCUGUUCCUCCCUUCCUUUUAUCCAACCCCUACACAGAUUUAACCCUAAACCUCUUCUCUCUCUCUCUCUCUCUCUCUCUCUCUCUCUUUCAGAGUUAAUUUGUUGCUUCUUGGGUCUCUACUGUUUUUUUUUUAAAUUUUCAUUUUGAAGGCUUCUGUUUGAAUUUGGUGGAUGACUUCAUGGUGACAGGAAGGGAAUUUUCACCACCAUGAAUAAUCCACUUAAUCUUCUCUUCAAAGCCACCAGAGCCAUUAUGCUUCUGCAUUUUCUUCUUCUCUCUCCAGCCUCUUGUUUUAGCACUCAUUCUCUCCGGGACCUUUUAUUUGAGGAGAAAACCAGGCUGGGAUCCACGCCGCCCAGCUGCCACAACAAGUGCAACCAGUGCCAUCCAUGCAUGGCGGUCCAGGUGCCUACAAUACCCAGCCACGAUCGGGUCGAACCGGGCAUGACCCGAUCCUUCCCAAUGAUGUUCUUCGACCCAUCUCAUCCGGGUACCAACAACAAGUACUCCAAUUACAAGCCUCUGGGUUGGAAAUGCCACUGUGGUGAUCACUUCUUCAACCCUUGAGCUAGUUCAAGUUCCAUGGGGAAAUUUCAUGUCAAAAUGGAGCUGGGUUUCGUUUAGAUUUGUAAACUACAAUUGAUUUGUGAUUUUUCAGUUGUGAUUUGGGAUUUUGUAAUUUUGUUUCAGGGGAGAGGGCAUUAAUUCUUUAUAAACAAACAGGAGAAAAACUUGUAUAUCACGGAAAUAACAGUGUUUUGUUAUUUUCAAUAAAUUUUGUUUCGACGCGUGUGAUAAUUUUUUCACACAAUAAAACAUAAAGAUUUGAAAAUAGCAAAACAAUGUUAUCUCAUAUACACGUUCUUAUCCACAAACAAGCUUGUUGUCACCAUUAAAUCUCUACACUUAGAUAUAUACAAUGUGCAUAAAUUUGUAACAAACUUCUGAAUCCUGAUAUUGCUUUUGGCCUGCUUUCAUUUCUGUGAUGAGCUUUUCUUGUCUUCUUUUCUUUUUUUUUUUCUUUUCUAAAUUCAAUUAUUCUGUAUUGGUCCUUCUAUUUGACUGUGGAAAAAUAAUUAAUUUGGCAUUAUUACAAAUGUCACCCAGAUAUUUUUAUAUAUAUAAAUAAUAGUAAAAAAUUAAAUUAAUUUAUAAGUAAAAGGAAUUCAAAAUGACA
This is a messenger RNA of Prunus persica (peach), 1532 nucleotides long. RefSeq names its product EPIDERMAL PATTERNING FACTOR-like protein 1. Lineage: Eukaryota; Viridiplantae; Streptophyta; Magnoliopsida; Rosales; Rosaceae. The transcript is spliced from 2 exons. The record is from RefSeq and is a predicted model, not a curated record. Gene Ontology annotation, biological process: stomatal complex development; guard cell differentiation. The coding region runs from base 563 to 922 and encodes 119 amino acids.